Messenger RNA from Xenopus laevis (African clawed frog), 2800 nucleotides. RefSeq names its product ectodermal-neural cortex 1 (with BTB domain) S homeolog (gene enc1.S). The coding region runs from base 346 to 2115 and encodes 589 amino acids. Gene Ontology annotation, cellular component: cytoplasm; Cul3-RING ubiquitin ligase complex. The record is from RefSeq and is a predicted model, not a curated record. Gene Ontology annotation, biological process: ubiquitin-dependent protein catabolic process; protein catabolic process. Lineage: Eukaryota; Metazoa; Chordata; Amphibia; Anura; Pipidae. The transcript has 3 exons.
UCCCUCAGCCCCGCCCCGUUCCUCUCUCUCACACCUCCGUGUGAAUGAAGCUACUGAGCUGCACUGAGCUACAGACUCUCACACUCAGCGCUGCUCGCUCUCCGUGUGUAUGGCAACUCCUCCUCCCGCAGCCCAUGUGUCCUCCUGGAGCCUGAGCAAAACCUGCCGACCCUCAGUCUGACAUUACAGCGCAGCAGCUGCCUCCCCUCCCUGUGCAGAUCCCCGGGUGACCUCACAACAGUUAGGCGAUUGUUCCCAGGAUCUGCUGCAGCCUGAGACGCUAGCGAGGACUGUCGUGCGCUUCUUCCACUGUGAUGCUUCCCAGUGAGCUGGAGGAGUGAUAAAAUGUCAGUCGGCAUUCAUGAAAACCGAAAGUCAAGGGCCAGCACUGGCUCCAUCAACAUCUACUUGUUCCACAAAUCUUCAUAUGCUGACAGUGUCCUCACGCAUUUGAAUCUACUGCGGAAGCAAUGUCUCUUCACCGAUGUCCUGUUGCUGGCAGGAAACCGGUCUUUCCCCUGCCACCGGGCUGUCCUUGCCGCUUGCAGCCGCUACUUUGAGGCUAUGUUUAGUGGUGGACUGAAAGAAAGCCAAGCCAACGAGGUGAACUUCCACAGCGCUAUUCACCCAGAAGUCCUUGAGCUCCUCUUAGAUUAUGCCUACUCCUCCAGAGUCAUUAUUAAUGAAGAAAAUGCGGAGUCUCUUCUUGAAGCUGGAGAUAUGCUGGAGUUUCAGGAUAUCCGAGAUGCAUGUGCAGAGUUUUUGGAGAAUAACCUUCACCCGACCAACUGUCUGGGCAUGCUGCUCCUCUCAGAUGCCCAUCAGUGCACUAAAUUGUAUGAGUUGUCUUGGAGAAUGUGCCUUAACAACUUCCAGACCAUCUGCAAAACUGAAGACUUUCUUCAGUUACCUAGAGACUUUGUAGUACAGCUAUUAUCCAAUGAAGAACUGGAAACAGAGGAUGAGAGGAUGGUUUAUGAGUCCGCCAUGAACUGGAUUCAUUAUGAUCUCAAUAAGCGACAUUGUUACCUUUCUGAACUGCUACAGACUGUGCGAUUAGCUCUGUUACCAGCAAUUUAUCUCAUGGAGAAUGUUGCAAUGGAAGAGCUUAUAAUCAAACAGAAGAAAAGUAAAGAGCUGGUAGAAGAAGCUAUCCGGUGCAAGUUAAAAAUAUUACAAAAUGAUGGUGUAGUCACAAGUUUGUGUGCCAAGCCUAGAAAAACUGGCCAUGCUUUGUUUCUCUUGGGUGGACAGACUUUCAUGUGUGAUAAACUAUAUCUGGUAGAUCAAAAGGCUAAAGAAAUCAUCCCCAAGGCUGACAUUCCGAGUCCUCGCAAGGAGUUUAGUGCAUGUGCAAUUGGUUGCAAAGUGUACAUCACUGGUGGCAGGGGUUCAGAGAAUGGUGUUUCAAAGGACGUUUGGGUUUAUGAUACACUCCAUGAAGAGUGGUCAAAAGCUGCACCUAUGCUAGUGGCACGGUUUGGGCAUGGCUCUGCUGAACUGAAGCACUGUUUGUACGUAGUAGGAGGUCACACUGCCGCAACAGGUUGUCUUCCUGCAUCUCCAUCUGUCUCCUUAAAACAAGUUGAGCAGUAUGACCCGGUAACCAACAAAUGGACAAUGGUUGCUCCACUGAGAGAAGGGGUGAGCAAUGCUGCCGUGGUUAGUGCAAAGCUCAAGCUUUUUGCUUUUGGAGGAACUAGUGUAAGCCAUGACAAGUUGCCCAAAGUUCAGUGCUAUGACCCCUCUGAAAACCGUUGGUCUGUGCCAGCUACUUGCCCUCAGCCUUGGCGCUACACAGCUGCUGCAGUACUGGGAACACAGAUAUUCAUCAUGGGGGGUGACACCGAAUUCUCUGCCUGCUCCGCUUACAAAUUCAACAGUGAAACUUACCAGUGGACUAAGGCAGGGGAUGUGACUGCUAAACGAAUGAGCUGUCAUGCAGUGGCAUCUGGUAAUAAACUUUUUGUAGUUGGAGGCUAUUUUGGGAUCCAGAGAUGCAAAACACUGGACUGCUAUGACCCCACACUUGAUGUAUGGAACAGUAUCACGACUGUACCUUAUUCGCUUAUUCCAACGGCAUUUGUCAGCACAUGGAAACAUUUUCCUUCUUAAAGCACUAUACUGUCAUGACACAGGACCUCAGCUGUGAAGACUGGAGGAGAGCUAAUAGACGAAGACAGCAAUGACUUUCUUGCUUGAAAGAGCUUGGUUGCAUCUUAGUAGAAGGAACUGCUGACCCCUCUGGCAUGAAUGUUUAUUGCCUCCACGGUCAUAAAGGAACUUUUCAUUUGUAAUAUUGCCUUGUACGUGCUAAAUAUCAGUGUUAACCCUGUUGGAGACUGCAAGUAAGGACAGUGUUAUGCAACAGCAUGCUCUCAUUUUCAUGGGAUUUGUCACCCCCAAACAAGAACUUCUUUGCAAAGCACAGAAGCUUUGGGACCCAAAUGAGUCAUGUGGGGAAAAUAGUCAGCCAAUUCCACAAAAACUAAUUUCCGGCUAUUGGGUAUGCUAGCAGGCACCGAACAGCUGAAGUGUCACAUUGAGUAUGGAAUUGGCAUCAUACAGCUUAAUACAAGACUGCUCCAAUGGGGCCGUACCUCUGCUUACUGAAGGGGUCUCCUGCUAACAUCUACAGGAUGGAAUAAACUCUUACAUUGCAUUUUGGAAAAACCGCAUCCGGCUCUCCUCAAUUGUGGAAGAUGAACCUGUGAAGAACUAUUGGAUGUCUUACUCCCGGAACACAAGCCCAUUUUGUUUUCCCUGAUAAAACUUGGACUGACUUUCCUUCAUUACAUUC